UUGGUUUCUUCUUCCUUUUUCUUUCUCUCUUUCUGUUUCUUCUCCAUUCUUUCUCCCCUCUCAAUUCUUCCCCAAACCCAUCUCUCAGAACUCUAGCCCCAAAACUCACGGCAACAAGGACGGCAGGUCGGCAACGAGGACGGCGACGAGUACGGCGAGUACGGCUUCCAUCUUUCUCCUCCCAUGUACGGCUUCCAUCUUUCUCCUCUCAUUUCUUCCCCAAACCCAUCUCUUAGAACCCUAGCCCCAAACUCACCGGAAACAAGGACGGUAAGUCGGCAACGAGGACGGAGACGGGUACGGCUUCCAGAAAUGACAACUGUUCAUAUGACAGCAGAUCAGCCCAAGGUAGACAAUCAAGCAGCAACCUCCACGGCCAGGUCUCAGCCUUCAGCCCAAAAGUUCAAACGUUGGGGCAGGACAUCACCAUUUGUUAGAUAUGGUCUUCCAAUGAUCUCACUCACUGUUCUUGGAGCUCUUGGACUUGGCCAUCUAUUGCAAGGAAGCAAGGAUAUUGCUAGAAUAAAGGAUGACCAAGAAUGGGAGAUUAUUGAGACAAGAAAAGCACUGUCAAGGACAGGACCUGUUGAUGCCUAUAAACCUAAAAAGAUUUCGCUGGAGGAAGAGCUGAAGGCUUUGCAACAAAAGGUUGACAUAGAAAACUACGAAUACAAAAAAAUUCCCAGGCGGAAUGAAGGCAAAUGAAGCUAGUCAGAAGUUUUUUCAUGAGAUUUUGAGGGACUUGAACUGUUCAGACUUCUGAGUAGUCUGCAUACCCUGGUCAGCCAGGUUGCCGAGAGAAAUAAGCUGCACCGAUCUGCUUGUUCCUUUUGGUUUUGGUUUUGGUUUCGAUUUUGAUUUGGUUGUUUGCAUACCAUACGACUUAGUGCAGCUCUUGAAAAAUAUUUCUAAUUGAUAAUUUGCUCUACUUUACAUUGAUAGAGUGCUUCUGGUUUAAUGGCUCUCUCUCUCCCUCUUCGGGUUGGAACA
Messenger RNA from Sesamum indicum (sesame), 990 nucleotides. RefSeq names its product cytochrome C oxidase assembly protein. Gene Ontology annotation, cellular component: mitochondrial membrane. The record is from RefSeq and is a predicted model, not a curated record. Lineage: Eukaryota; Viridiplantae; Streptophyta; Magnoliopsida; Lamiales; Pedaliaceae.